This is a messenger RNA of Salvia hispanica, 678 nucleotides long. RefSeq names its product 3'-5' exonuclease-like. Lineage: Eukaryota; Viridiplantae; Streptophyta; Magnoliopsida; Lamiales; Lamiaceae. Gene Ontology annotation, biological process: nucleobase-containing compound metabolic process. The record is from RefSeq and is a predicted model, not a curated record. Gene Ontology annotation, molecular function: nucleic acid binding; 3'-5' exonuclease activity. Gene Ontology annotation, cellular component: nucleus; cytoplasm.
GACGGAGAUGUACACCGUCCCCUGCGACUCCCACCGCGUCCGCACCACCGUGACCUCCGAGCCCUCCGUCGUGCGCCGAUGGGUCCACGCCAUCCGCCACCGCUACAGCUUCCACCGCCACAGCGGUCGUCUUGUGGCGGGCCUGGGCGUCCAGUGGGUCCCCGGCUCCGCCUACGCCGCCACACUCCAGCUCUGCGUGGGCUCCAACUGCCUCAUCUUCCAGCUCAGCCACGCCCACCGCUGCCCCGCCGUGCUCCGCCGCUUCCUCCUCGACCCCGACGUCAUCCGCGUGGGGCUCUGGAACCACAGCGACGAGGCCAUGCUGAUGCGCUCGGAGCACGCGCUCCAGGUGCGGCAGCUGCUGGAUGUGCGGAAUGCGGCGCGCGAUCUGAGGGGGUGCCGCCUCGGGGCGUCGAUGGGGGAGCUGGCGGAGGAGAUUUUGGGGAUUUACGGGAUGGAGAAGGAUAAUGAGGUGGGAAGGAGCGACUGGGAGGAUGAGGAUCUCACGUGGGAGCAGGUCGAGUAUGCUUGCCAUGAUGUUUUUCUUUCCUUUUUGAUGGCUCUCAAACUCAGCGUUUGGGACUGGGAAGCUCAUCAUGGAUCUGUCGUCUUUUCAUUUUGAUUUCGGAGUGGAUUUUCAUUUUGUGGAUUUUGGUUAAUGAACUUGUAAGUAUUUCA